CUUCACUCCCCUUUAACUAAGCGGGCGCCGGGCGGAUCAGUGUAGAAAUAAGUUGGCGCACUCAGCUCUUAGCCUCCAGCCCGUACCCUUUAGGAGUUAACUGGAGCCGCGCACGGAUCCGCAUCCCGGCGCCGGAAGUCUUGCGUUGUUCCAGGGAUCUGUACAGUACGAUCCGAUGGGCAGCGCGGUGCUGCGCGCUAUGGGCUGGAGCUGAGAGUCCUCACCCCGCUGGAGUUCUGCUUGGAUUAUUCCUGCACUUUUUGUUUCCCCCACCCCCACCAUGUUGCGGAAUAGUGCGGCCCGGAGAACCCCCACAGGAUAAUGCAUUGGGACUGGCGGCUGGGAUGGAGACCGGGGGGAUGGUGAGCAGGCUGCUCGCUUGGCUUCUGUCGGGCUGCGUUGUCUCCUUGUUGCUGCUGAGGGGCACUGGGGCGCAGAAAGGUGAUGGUUGUGGUUACACUGUUAUUGGCCCAGAAAGCGGAACUUUGACAUCCAUGAACUAUCCCAAGACCUAUUCCAAUAACACUGUGUGCGAGUGGGACAUCCAUGUCAAACCUGGCGAGAGGAUCCUGAUCAAAUUUGGAGACUUCGAUAUUGAAAAUUCCGAUUCUUGUCAUUCGAGCUAUUUGAGGAUCUAUGAUGGCGUUCGGGAAUCCCGCACUGAGAUUGCUAAAUAUUGCGGCUCAGCCUUGCAGUUAGAGAGCCCCAUCAAGUCCAGGACAAAUAAAGUCACCGUGCAGUUCAUGAGUGGGACACACAUCUCUGGGCGAGGAUUUCUGGCUUCCUAUUCUACCACUAAUAAAACAGAUCUUAUAACAUGCUUGGAAAAAGCAAGCCAUUUCUCUGAACCUGAAUACAGCAAGUACUGCCCAGCUGGAUGUAUGACACCUUUCGGGGAAAUUUCAGGCACCAUUCCUCUUGGAUAUAGAGACUCUUCCUCACUGUGCAUGGCCGGGGUGCAUGCGGGAGUAGUGUCCAACAUCCUCGGUGGCCAGAUUAAUGUUGUUAUCAGCAAAGGCAUCGAUUUUUAUGAGGGCUCCCUGGCAAACAACAUCACAUCCAAAGUGGGCUCAUUGUCUUCAACUCUGUUUACAUUCAAGACAAGUGGGUGCUAUGGAACUCUGGGAAUGGAAUCUGGCGUUAUCCCAGAUGCCCAGAUAAAUUCCUCGUCUUUUCUGGAAUGGACGGACAACACAGGGCAGACUAAUGCUUGGAAAUCGGCAAGGGCCCGGCUGAAGAAGCUAGGGCCCCCCUGGGUGGCCUCAUUAAGUAACGAGUUUCAGUGGCUUCAAAUCGACCUUAGCAAACUAAAAAGAAUAACCGGCAUCAUAACAACAGGCUCAACCAUGGACAAAUUCAACUACUAUGUUUCUUCUUACAAGAUUGCUUACAGUGAAGAUGGCACCAAAUGGACUGUAUACAGGCAGCCUCAUGUGGAUCAAGACAAGAUAUUCCAGGCUAAUUUAGAUUAUAAUCAUGAGGUUCGCAAUAACUUCAUACCGCCUAUCGUGGCUCGGUUUGUGAAGAUCCAUCCUCUGCAGUGGCAUAAAAAAAUUGCCAUCAAAGUUGAACUGCUUGGAUGUCAGUUUAAUGCUCCUCCAAAGCUAGUGAUGACAGAAGUUCCAGUACUGAGGCCACGAGCCAAUAACAACUCCCCAGUGCGGAUAGACAAGACCACCUCUCCACCCGAAAUCAAGAAUACCACUGUUACACCAACUAUUAGCAAAGAUCUGCCCCUGGUCACCAUCCUGGUUCCUGUGUUAGUCAUGGCUCUCACCAGCAUCAUCCUGAUCUUAGUCUGCGCUUGGCACUGCAGGAACAGGAAGAAGAAGGCAGAAGGAACAUACGAUUUGCCUUAUUGGGAUCGUGCAGGCUGGUGGAAAGGAAUGAAGCAGUUUCUUCCAGCUAAAUCAGCAGAGCAUGAGGAGACCCCCGUACGGUACAGCAGCUGUGAAGUGAGCCGAGUGAGACCCAGGGAGGUGGCGACCAUGUUACAGGCAGAGUCUGCAGAGUAUGCCCAGCCUUUAGUUGGGGGAGCAGUGGGCACCCUUCAUCAGAGAUCAACCUUCAAACCAGAGGAAUGCAAAGAACCUGGUUACGCCGAUCUGGAUUCCUACACCAACCCAGACGAUGCCAUUUAUCAUGCCUAUGCAGAGCCGCUGCCUACAAAUGGACCGGAAUAUGCAACCCCUAUAAUCAUGGAUAUGUCGGGCCAUCCAGUUGGACCUAUGGGCUUGCCGUCUACAUCCACAUUUAAAGUCCCAGGGAGCCAAGCCCCUCCGUUAGUGGGGACUUACAAUAAGCUCUUAUCUAGGACGGACAGUUCAGCAUCCACACAGGUACUAUACGACACCCCUAAGGGGACACAGGGAGUAUCCGCCAUGGAGGAAAUGUUGUACCAAGUACCACAGAGUGUGCCACAACAAACCACGAGCAGGGACGUGCCUCCUUAGUAUAUACGGCAACUACAGACUUAAACCACGUUCCACGAAACGGCUUUCAUUUCUACGAGCACGUUGCAUUGUGUGUAGGUGUGCAUUUACAGGUUGUAAUCAUAUCGAUAAAACCAUCAAACAAAUAUUCCAAUCACUGUUCACCGCUUGUACACCUUUCCAUCACAAUAAACAGCCCAAUGCACCCACUGAGGAUGCUGGGAGUUGCAGUGCAGCACUUGCUGUGCUGUGUUUUAUGACUUGAGCAAUAUGGAAUUGAAUGUUCUCCCUGUAGUACAUGAGCUUACUAUAGGCUUUAUUAUCCAAUGGGAGCACAGCCUAUCCAUCCGUCUGUGCAGCUGGGAAAGCUUUUCUGUUAGAAAUCAUAGCGGCCCCAUACUGGGGGGAUCUAAAUGUAAGUUAUGGAUAAUGAGUGCACGUCAUAGUUGUGUAGUAGCAGUGGGAAGCUAGUAGGUAUGGUUACUAGAGGAACCUUUCAUCCAGUAGUUGUACAGUAGUCACUUAUGUGGCCAAUGUUUAUCAAGUUGUGUUAAGGUGAGGGUUUCCCCCGACCCCCGUCUCGAAGCACUAGAUCUGUCUCUGUUUAUCUGACCCACCUGAGAUUGGGACUGGGGUCACAUUUUAACAAAGGCAACAAGAAAUGUUUAUUUUAUGGGUGUUCACACUGCUGCCCAGAGAAAAUAAUUCUAUUUUUUUUAUAGUCAAAUGUCUAAUGGUUAUUUUUGGAUAGAAUGUUGGGUUUUUCCAUGUUUUUAUGUGUGAUUGUGUCUAAUACUAAGCAAGAGCAUUAACACACAAGAGUAUUAGAAGUGGUUACAUCCAGAGUAGUAUCAGUGCCACUAGUUGUGUAUUCAGUAGCUGUGCUACCCCCUUCCCGCCCCUAAUUUGCAUAUGCAAUUUAGGGUUCAGGUUCGGUCGAAUUUUUCACAAAGGAUUCGGGGGUUGGCCAAAUCCAAAAAAGUGGAUUCGGUGCAUCCCUAAUAAUAUAUAGGUGGGACAACAAAACCGCAAUGUAAAAUGAGGGGAAACCUAAAAUCGGGGGAUGUAAGGUGCUGGGUGACAUUUUGGAUUUGGGUGAAUCACAUGGAAUCCAGGGCAGUGUGGGGGUUGCUUUCCCAUAAAGCAUCAGCACUGGUUCCAUUUAGUUUGGAGAAUUCUGUUCCCCAUUCCUUUUUACCUGCAUCCCGUGGAACUGGCUGUCUUUUUAUAUCCUUAUAAAUGGCACAUUCUGACAUCAGAACAAGCCGUUUAUAACAGGGGUCCCCGACCGCCGAAUUUGACGCCGCACGUCCGAAUUGGACGCCUUCGGCCUUGUGCAUUUAUAUGGUCACAUAACUCCUCGGUGACAUAAUAUCUUUAUACAUUACAAUAGGGGGUGCAUUAUCCACUAUAUAAUUACUGUUGUUAAUGAGAACUGAAGAGAAGAUUUUAUUGGCUUGUGAUGCCGACACCAAGGGGCACAUCCAAGUUUGAGAUCAAAUUCUAGUAACUUUUGAUGAAAGAAAACUGGAUUUCCAUGGCUUGGGAAUAUUAGAUAUGUGCAUUGUUUCUACAAAAACAUUUGAGACUUCCAAGUGAAAGCAAAGUCUGUAUUCAUGACGGGGGAUCUUUCUUUUGCUCCACUGGAGUAUUUUUAGGUUUUUCUUGCUUGUGAAAACCGAAGCAAGAAAUGAUAAAUACCUGAUGGGGGAAAGACAAGAAAUGUUUCCUGCAAAAAAUUGAAUUCACUGUUCAUUAUAGAAAAAAAAAAUUAAUUGCUCUUCCUACUUUUCAAUAUUUUUUGAUUUUCCGAUUUAUCAGAUUUGACCAUGUUUGUGUAGCCAAGGCUUCAACCCCCACUCUGUAAGUAGUACAGGCCAGCCAAGGCUCUUUCAGUAUAUGAAUUGUGCGUCACCCUUAUAUUACAUUGUGUUAUCACACUGGGAAUGUCUCCAUUAUAACAAGAGUUGAAUUUCUACGAGUUGUGCUGUUUAUUUGUAGGACAGUCUGGUUAGUAAAGGGGUGGUCAGCCCUGAGCUCAUGUCUAAUUCGGGAUGAUACAGACUAUCCGCUAGAAGCCACAUAACAAGGGGCAGAUUUAUCAAGGGUCAAAUUUCGAAUUCAUGUUUUUACAACUCCCAUGAGCCAUCUAAAUGUAUUAUAAAAAUUGAAUUUUUAAAACUCUGGUGAAUAGGAUCGACCCGAAAACUCGAAUCUCGAAUGUCAGGAAGGCUGCAAACAACUGCAAAUUGAUCCAUGGACGGUUCCCAUUGACUUAAACAGCAAUUCGGCAGGUUUUAGGUGACAAAUAGUCAAAUUCGAGCUCUUAAAGGGCCAGUUUAUGGUAAAUCUCAAAAAUCUACUCCCUAGUUGAAUUUGACAGUUUUGAUAAAAAAAGUAAAAAAAUUUGAAUUUUCAAUUCAACCCUUGAUAAAUCUGCUCCGUAGUGUUGCUAAUUCAUUGCACAAAAGCCACAUUCUACAUACCAGCCUGCUGUGAUGUAAAGAACCCCGUCACUUACAGAGGAUGCUGGGAGUUGUACUUCAGCACAGCGAGACGGCUGCUAAUGUAACAUCCCAGCCCUGUGCCCAUUGUUCCAAUUCAUUGGCAGAUACGAUGGUGGAACUUCCACUCUCCAUGUGCCUGAGCUGGGAAUGGAUCUGUUUUGCACUAUUAUAACAACCAAUCAGCUUUUAGGGCAAGGCCAGAUGUGGCGUUUUUAAAAAAGAACAGCCAGGCUAAAUACGCCACUGAAACCACAUGCGACCGUCAACAUGCGUUUUUCAGCACGUAGGAUUCUUUUCCCAACAUGCACUUCUCAUUGUUCUCAUGCAGAAUUCGGAUGCCAUAUUUAAAAUACGCUGCGUAUUUACGUAAAGUGUGAUUUCAAACGUGCAGAUUUCAUAGAUUCUAUUGAUCUGGUAUUUUCCUGACGUAUUGGCGUGUCUACUAAAAAACGCCAAUACUGGCGUCCUGUGGCGGAUUUCAACUUGCAAGCGCCCUGUGUGAAUUGCCAUAGUGCGUUUUCCAUUAGUUUCAGUGGUAGUGCAGUUUAUGCGUAUUUACGCCUGGCGUAAACGUAAAAACGCCACAUCUGGCCUUGCCCUUAGUCAAAACAAAUGUGAACUAUUGAAAGGACACUCAAACUCUUAACGGUUUAUUGAACUACAACUCGCCCUGCAGCGGUUACAUCCUCGCCUCCCACGUAUCCAUUUAUGAACAACUUGUCAUGUGAUUAUACGUUACAAUACUGCCGUGGAACAAUGCACUUUUCCUGACACCUCGCGCGCACCGUAUUUAUCAAAUGAGAGUUUUUAUUAUUUAAAAUUCUAAAAUUUUUGAUUAUUUUUUUUUUUUUAAGACAUGAACAUGGCAUGAGAUGGACUUGCUUGUAAAACACUGCUUUCAAUUUAUUCAGGUACUGCAGUGGCCAAUAGUUUCCAGAAGACGAGGUGCUGGUGGGUGGCACCUUGACUGUCAUUUCCUUUCAGAUCCGCAUGUACUGUAGACACAUUGUAUUUGUAUAUGUUGUUAGAUUCUAGAGUGUGUAAAUGAGAAAUUCUAUGUUUCUGUUCUGAAAACAUUGUAAAUAAAUCCCAAGAAUUCUCA
This is a messenger RNA of Xenopus laevis (African clawed frog), 6041 nucleotides long. RefSeq names its product discoidin, CUB and LCCL domain containing 2 L homeolog (gene dcbld2.L). Gene Ontology annotation, biological process: wound healing. The record is from RefSeq and is a predicted model, not a curated record. Gene Ontology annotation, molecular function: signaling receptor activity. The transcript has 14 exons. Gene Ontology annotation, cellular component: membrane; plasma membrane. Bases 345 to 2453 code for a protein of 702 amino acids. Lineage: Eukaryota; Metazoa; Chordata; Amphibia; Anura; Pipidae.